Messenger RNA from Galleria mellonella (greater wax moth), 1554 nucleotides. It is a transcript of the gene TpnT, whose product is annotated as troponin T, skeletal muscle. Gene Ontology annotation, biological process: muscle contraction; sarcomere organization; regulation of muscle contraction. The coding region runs from base 172 to 1341 and encodes 389 amino acids. The record is from RefSeq and is a predicted model, not a curated record. Gene Ontology annotation, cellular component: troponin complex. NCBI's taxonomy places the organism in Eukaryota, Metazoa, Arthropoda, Insecta, Lepidoptera, Pyralidae. The transcript has 14 exons. Gene Ontology annotation, molecular function: tropomyosin binding.
GAGGGUCGCGAGGGGGGAGGCGGCGUGGCCUGCGCCGCACCCGCCGCCGGUCAGAGCCGCCCCGGUCGCCGCGGACUCCACAUUCCAACGUCGCUGUGCUGCCGGUCGAAGAACCAGUGCGAGUGACUGAGUGACCGUCUUCCACCCGUGCGACACUAACAAACCACCAACAUGUCUGACGAAGAGGAAUAUUCUGGCUCCGAGGAGGAGGAAGUUGAAGAAGAAGUUCCGGAGACACCCGCUCCGAAACCAGAGAGUAGACCAUCGAUCGCGGGUGAGGGAGAUCCAGAAUUCAUCAAGCGUCAAGACCAGAAGCGGUCGGACUUGGACGAACAGCUGAAGGAAUACAUCAACGAAUGGCGCAAACAGCGGGCCAAGGAGGAGGACGAGCUCAAGCGGCUCAAAGAGAAGCAGGCUAAGCGCAAGGUCUCACGCGCUGAGGAAGAGAAACGCCUCGCCCAGAAGAAGAAGGAAGAAGAAGAAAGGAGAAUCCGUGAGAUUGAGGAAAAGAAACAGCGCGAUAUCGAGGAGAAGAGACAACGGCUGGAGGAAGCCGAAAAGAAGCGCCAGGCCAUGCUCCAGGCCAUGAAGGAAUCCAGCAAAACCGGACCAAAUUUCACCAUCCAGAAAAAGAGCGACAACUUCGGCCUGUCCAGUGCUCAGCUGGAACGCAACAAGACCAAGGAGCAGCUGGAGGAGGAGAAGAAGAUCUCCCUCUCCAUCCGCAUCAAGCCCCUGAACAUCGACAACCUCUCAGUAGACAAGCUCAGACAGAAAGCUACCGAACUCUGGGAAUGUAUCGUCAAACUCGAGACCGAGAAAUACGAUCUCGAGGAAAGGCAAAAAAGGCAGGACUACGACUUAAAAGAGCUCAAAGAAAGACAGAAGCAACAGUUGAGGCACAAAGCCCUCAAGAAGGGUCUCGACCCAGAGGCACUCACAGGCAAGCAUCCGCCCAAAAUCCAAGUAGCAUCCAAGUACGAGAGACGUGUCGACACACGGUCUUACGACGACAAAAAGAAGCUGUUCGAGGGUGGCUACGAUACCCAAACGGCUGAGUUCUUGGAUAAGAUGUGGAACGAGAGGAUGGAGGAAUUUAUGAACCGCACCAAGACGAGACUGCCCAAGUGGUUCGGCGAGAGGCCCGGCAAAAAGAAGGGCGAACCCGAGUCGCCGGAGGGCGAAGAGGACGUCAAGGCUGAACCCGAAGACGACGAGCCCAUAUAUGAACCCGAGCCCGAGGAGGAGGAGGAAGAAGAAGAGGAAGAGGAGGAAGAAGAAGAGGAGGAGGAGGAGGAAGAGGAGGAAGAAGAGGAAGAGGAAGAAACAAUGUUACUGUAAGGAGUCAUCACGCCGCGACCAGGGCAGCGCGCCGCCGACUCGGCCGGCCGCGUCUGUUCGUACUGUUUUGUAACCAAUCCAUUAACUUAUUUCUAUUAUAAAUUAUUUUUAUUAUUUAUACUGUUGAAUCAUUCGUUACGGAACAUGAACUUGCAUUAUACUACGCCGCACCGCCAUCUACGCGGCGUCACAAUAAACUAAUGUAUUUCAUAA